CUGCUCUCUGAAUCCCUCUUUUCUUCCUCUCCCUCUUCCCCCCACUGUCCUCAGCUUCUUUUACCGCACUCCUCAUUCCUUCAUCCUCCCCUCUUCUGCGCUCCCCUCAUCCCUCUGCCCAUCUCCUUGCGCCUCCCUCUCCCGCUUUUAUUCUCCAUCCCGGUAUCUCCCCCCGCUCAUCUUUGUUCUCCUGCCCUGCCGUCCAUCCCCUGCUUCUCCUCCUUCUCCUGCCGGUGUUUCGGUGCGUGGCACCCAUUGGCUCCCGCUGCCCGAGCCCGCGGAUGGCGGGGGCUGCGCGGGGCACGGCCGCGGGGCCGCGGGGCUGAGGGGCCGCCAUCCCGCAUCCCUCCCGCGCCGGGCACGGCGGGGGCGAUGGGCAAGCCCGGCCAGAGGGACUCGAGCCUCCGGCAGCGCCCGGCGGGGCUCGCUCCCCACGGGAGCGCUUUGCUCGUUCGCGCUUGAGAAAGGGGAAGGGGAAAAGCAUGACACGGAUUCUCCCGGGGAAGCGGAGGAAAAUGUGCAUCCCGACGACCUGUAAGUACCCGGCGGCUCUGGCCGCCCUUCCCGGAUGUCUCCCGCGGGCAUGAGUCCACGCAGAAGUUAAGUCUGCACUUCCAGAGAAGGAAACCUGCCGACCACCCCUCGCUCUCGACCCUCCAACUCUGCCAGUCCAGCCUGGUCCUUAGGAGAGAGCUCAGCCCCGAGCUCCUCUCCAGUGUCAGCAGCGAGCUGGUGGUGGAUGGAAAGCUUGUUUGCUCAAGGCUGUCUCUGAGUGAGCCGAGUGCUGUUUCCAUGCCAAACCCUCGUGUGACACACAACUGGACUGCUCAGCUUAGAGAGGCUGGGACGCUGCUUUGGUGCUGCAAACAGAUUGCUAACUGAUCCUGCAAGGACACUGCCCCUGCCCUUUUCCCUGCCUCUGCUAUGGACGCUUCUGCUUUUAGCCUCCCCACGCCAGCAGUGUUGGAGGAGGAGAAUGCCUCCAGUAGCUGGGCAGGCUUCACUAUCCCCAACAGCUCCUCCACUGUCAGCCCUGGUGUAGUUGUCAGCGGUGUCCUCAUCCCCGUGGUCUACCUCAUUGUCUGUGUGGUGGGGCUGGCUGGGAAUUCCCUAGUCAUUUAUGUGGUCCUACGGCACUCCGUGAGCGAGUCGGUGACCAACGUGUACAUCUUGAACCUGGCCCUGGCUGAUGAACUCUUCAUGCUGGGCCUGCCCUUCCUGGCUGCACAAAAUGCCCUGUCCUACUGGCCAUUUGGCUCUUUCAUGUGCCGCCUGGUGAUGGCCGUGGAUGCCAUCAACCAGUUCACCAGCAUCUUCUGCCUGACGGUGAUGAGCGUUGACCGCUACCUGGCUGUGGUCCACCCCGGCAAGUCCUCCAAAUGGAGGACAGCACGGGUGGCCAAGGCCGUGAGUGUAACCAUGUGGGUGCUGUCUUCCAUAGUGGUGCUGCCCGUGGUUGUCUUCUCAGAUGUCCCUUUAGGGAUGAGCACAUGCCACAUCCAGUGGCCAGAGCCUGCCUCGGUGUGGAGAGCUGGCUUCAUCGUCUACACUGCCACCCUGGGCUUCUUUGGACCACUGCUGGUGAUUUGUCUCUGCUAUCUCCUGAUUGUAGUGAAGGUUCGCUCCUCCGGCAGGCGGGUGAGGGCUCUGUCCUCCAAGCACAAGCUUUCAGAGCGCAGAGUGACCCGCAUGGUGGUGACUGUGGUGGCCGUCUUCGUCCUUUGCUGGCUUCCCUUCUACGUCCUCAACAUAAUCAAUGUUGUGUGCCCGCUGCCAGAGGAGCCAUCCCUCUUUGGAGUCUACUUCCUUGUGGUGGUGCUGCCGUAUGCCAACAGCUGCGCCAAUCCCAUCAUCUAUGGCUUCCUCUCCUACCGCUUCAAGCAGGGCUUCCGCAGGGCCAUCUUCAGGCCGUCCCGCCGAGUCCAGAGCCAGGAGGUGCCAGCAUGCCCCCCAGAGAAGAUCGAUGAUGAAAGGGAAGAGGGUGAGAUCAGCAAGAUCACCAGGAAUGGAAACGACAGGCAGGAGCGCCCUCUAAGCAGUGGGGAAGGAAAAAGCAAUGAGCAAAAACCACUCCCCGAGGAGCCUGCGGGAUGCGAAAAGAGCAGCAAGUUGCAUGUCAGCUAUUUAUGAUGAAAGGGGUGGUGCAGGGGAAAGCCACAUCGGGACAUGGGAUCCCCUUCACCUUCUCUGCUUCCAAAGGCAAUGGGAGAUGAUACAAGGGAAUAAUAAAGUCCAAGAGUAGCCUUAAAGAUGAACAGGGCCCCAUGAUCUUGUGGAAGAAGCAAGGCAUUGUUCUUGGCUUGGAAGAGACACCUGAGGUGUGUGUGGUACCAGUGUUACCAGAAAUUGGUAAAAAAUAAAACCUUCCUAAUACUAA
This is a messenger RNA of Melozone crissalis (California towhee), 2377 nucleotides long. RefSeq names its product somatostatin receptor 3 (gene SSTR3). Bases 925 to 2130 code for a protein of 401 amino acids. The transcript is spliced from 3 exons. Gene Ontology annotation, molecular function: neuropeptide binding; somatostatin receptor activity. Gene Ontology annotation, cellular component: neuron projection; membrane. The record is from RefSeq and is a predicted model, not a curated record. NCBI's taxonomy places the organism in Eukaryota, Metazoa, Chordata, Aves, Passeriformes, Passerellidae. Gene Ontology annotation, biological process: neuropeptide signaling pathway.